AUGUCUCUCCACCAGCAGCUCUUCAUCCUCCUCCUCAUCCUCCUCUUCCUCACCAGCCGGAGGAUGAGUAAUCCAGUGGGGGAGGGGGGCAGGAGAGAGGACAUCACGAUGGUCUUCAACCCCUCAGACCUGCUUACAAAGAUCUGCAAAGAUGUGUCUGUGAGUUACAAAAGUUCAGACACCUUUACAGACUCAGCUAUCAGCUCCACCCGCAUCAAUGGAGAACGCAAAGAGAAGGUUCUGCAGCGAUGGGAGGGAGGAGACGGAGAGAGCUAUGAUUUGGACAAUGAUGCAUCCAACGGCUGGGAUGCCAGUGACAUGUUCCGUUACAAUGAAGUGAAAUACGGCGUCACAUCCACGUAUGAUUCCAGCCUCUCCAUGUAUACUGUCCCGUUAGUGAAGGACGACUCCGAGGCCUAUCGACAGAGGGAGGAACGCGCCGCCCGCCUGGCCAGGGAGAUCGAAUCAAGCCCCCAGUAUCGCCAUCGUGUCAACCUGGAAAAUGAGGAGGGCAGAAGUGAGGAGGACAAGUACAGCGCUGUGGUGCGUGACGGCAACGAUGGCGAGAAAGGCCGUGAGAGUCCACGGGACAGAGAGCGAGAGAGGAUCAGUCCUGGAGCCAGCAGCAGAGAGGGCAAGUACCCUCCUUUACCUCAACGCCAGAGAAGAAUGCAGCGGGAGGCAGAGCGGGCUGAGAGGGGUCCUGGUGGGCCUCCACCACACAGUCAUCUAAGUGGAGCUUACCGCUCCACCCCUCCAUCGUCCUCUUCCCUCAGACCCCCAUCUGCUGCUGGACCUCAGCCUGGUGCCCCCCCGUCACAGCGAAGCAUCCCUGUGUCAGGUAGAGGUGGAGCCUACGCUGCUCACCACCCACAGGGAAGCGCCCGUCCAGGCCCAGGCUCUGGUCCUAGCAGCUGGUACACACCUGCAGCACCCAGCCCAGCCUCUCAUCCAGCCGGCCCCCCUGCCCCCCACUCACUCCCCCACUGGCUCUCUGACGCUGGCAGACCUGUUCAUGGAGUUUCAACUAGAACAUCUCCUAAAGCCCAAACACCUCCACGGCUGAGCAGGACAGGACACACUCCAAACUCACACACUCAGUCCACAGCUACUCGCUGUCCUAAACCAGGUUCUCCCCUUUAUUUGGACACAUGGUCUGUCUCCCUGCCUGUGCAGAACACAUCUGUAGAUCUCUUCUCUGUAGACGUGAAAGAGAUUCUUGCUGCUGCUGCAAAAGAACGCAAGAGCAAGAGAAGCAAGAGCAGUAAAGCUCCCUCAGUUCAGCAAAGGUCACAGAUUGAGGAGCGGCAGAAAUGUGGCAAGAAACGCAGGCUCCAGCCCAGUGCUGGCAGCUCCAGUCCUCCUGCAGCAGCAAACCCUCCUGCCGUCCCUGAGGUCACCCAGCCCGGUGCUGCCAAGCCUUCUCCAUCAGAACACCCCGCUUCAGAACCCAAAGCUCAGCCUCCAGCUCCCACUGAGGACCCCUCCAAGGACACAGCAGACACCUCCUCCACCUCCACCACAGCAGCCCUCUCAGACAGGCAGUCUUUCCCAGCCGCCCGUCAGCCAGCCAGGACCCCAGGAGGUGAUGAUGCCAGGUCUGAGACGACAGCAGGCGUGGCACACAGAGUGAAAAAAUCCACCUUAAACCCCAACGCUAAAGAGUUUUACCCGAUCAAAGCUCAGAGGAACAUGUCAAUGCGCUACAAACAUGAUUGGAAUGAUCCACUGUUUUUCAGUCUGUUUUUAAUUGUUUCUGUCUUAGUGUUAAAGCCGUUGAUCUUUUCUGUCUUUCAGCUUCAACAAAUGUACCAGUCCCCCAUGUCUGCAGGCAGCCAGGGAAAACACCGCAGGACCAAAGGCUCAGUAGCGGCUCCACGCUCUGACCACAGCACUUCACCUCCCCCCAUGCUGCCCCCCUACCCCCAUCCCUACCUUCAGUACGACCCCCAGCAGUACGGCCAGCAGCAGCUCAUCCAGCCCAUGACACCCUACCCUGGACAGCUGAUGUACUCCAUGCUGCAGGGUGGAGCCAUGAUGAUAGGUCCCCACCCACAAGCCUUUGGACCACCAGGAGCUCCCUGGUUCCCCACAGCUCAAGGACCUCAGCAGGGCAUCUAUGCUCCACAGCCGUUCUCUCAUCACUCGGGUGCACUUCAUCAGCCACAGCCCCCACCAGCCCCCCCACAGCAUGCUGCACCUGGACAGAAUGCCCAGUCAGACCCACAGCCUCAGUUCUGGUACCACUCAGGUCCCUUGUGGACACCCCCCCCACCCAACAUGCCGCCUUACCCCAUUCAGGGCUACAGCAUCCACAGCCAUCAGGGCAUCCCACCCACUUACCCCCUGGGGCAGAUAGCACAGCCGGUGCCCCACGGCGCCAUCGGAGCAUCGUUUUGCUGGAUGGUGAUCAAGAUUUGGGUGGCUCCGACCAUUUCUGACGCCUGA
Messenger RNA from Acanthochromis polyacanthus (spiny chromis), 2448 nucleotides. Its product is annotated as ataxin-2-like protein. Gene Ontology annotation, molecular function: RNA binding. The record is from RefSeq and is a predicted model, not a curated record. Gene Ontology annotation, cellular component: cytoplasmic stress granule. NCBI's taxonomy places the organism in Eukaryota, Metazoa, Chordata, Actinopteri, Pomacentridae. Gene Ontology annotation, biological process: cytoplasmic stress granule assembly.